AAAUUAGGAUAAUGCUGCGAAUAUAAACAAAGGAUUGCGGAAAAAGCGUUUUACACAAGAUCGUUGGCACUUACCCAGCAGGCAAUGAGUUUUAAUUUCUACGUGGAAUCGUUCAAUUCAACGUUGCAGUCGAUUGCGCGACAAGUGGAGCAAUUUGCUGGCGUUGCACUGAAGGCAGCUGUCGAUCUGCGCGGAAAUCUGGAAUCCCUGACCGGAGAUUUUCACUGGGAAAACGGACCCAUCGCCUUCACCGAUCUGCAGGCCACGCUGCUGAAGGUGCUCAUCGUCCUGCUGCUGGGCACCUGCGUACUAGCCGGCUACUCGUGGUCCGUUUACGGCCAGGUCAUCACGGAGAAGUUUGUCAGGCCAAGCACGCUCAAGGAAAUCGAGGAGCUUAAGUUGUCGGUGGCCAAGUUGAAGCUGCCCAAGGAGCACUCGCCGCGCAUCUAGAAACCAUGUCUAAGAUUAAGAAGUUCUUUUCGCGGAAGAAGGCGGAGGCGGCGGCCUUUAAACUCAAGUUGACUGGCAGCAGCAUGGGCACCGGCCACAAGCUGAAUUCCCCUAACCAGGAGACUCCUUCAACCAGUUCCCGCCAAAAGUACGAGGCCUAUGUGCCACCAAAGCGAAAUGAAAUAAGUAACGAGGCCAGGGCAGCUGCCAGUGCGGCACUGGCUCGCAUCGACAAGAAAACAUCCAGGGAAUUUAACACCUCGCUGUCGGCAGUGAAGGCACAGGCUAAAAGGGAGCUGGAGGCAGAGCGUCGCCAGAAGGAGGAGGCAGUGGGCCUGGCAUCUAGCACCAGCACAUCCACAUCGGCUUCCGGCGGCGACACUCGCAACCUCGCCUGCGAAGGCG
Molecule: messenger RNA, 855 nt
Organism: Drosophila erecta
Lineage: Eukaryota; Metazoa; Arthropoda; Insecta; Diptera; Drosophilidae
Exons: 3
Coding region: 85-450 (121 amino acids)
Source: RefSeq, a predicted model, not a curated record